Lagopus muta (rock ptarmigan) is the source of this 1906-nucleotide messenger RNA. RefSeq names its product leucine carboxyl methyltransferase 1 (gene LCMT1). The coding region runs from base 54 to 1043 and encodes 329 amino acids. NCBI's taxonomy places the organism in Eukaryota, Metazoa, Chordata, Aves, Galliformes, Phasianidae. Gene Ontology annotation, molecular function: protein C-terminal leucine carboxyl O-methyltransferase activity. The transcript has 11 exons. Gene Ontology annotation, cellular component: cytosol. The record is from RefSeq and is a predicted model, not a curated record. Gene Ontology annotation, biological process: C-terminal protein methylation.
GCGUGCCGCAGGGUGGUGGCGGCAGUGGCGGGCGGGUGAGCCUCGCGCCCUCUAUGGCGACCGCCGCUCGCGAUCAGCUGCCCGCUGCCGGCCUGGACGAGGCGGAUGAGGCGGUCCGGGGCACGUGCGAGGACGCAUCCGUCUGCAAACGGUUUGCUGUAAGCGUCGGCUAUUGGAAGGACCCUUACAUCCAGUAUUUUGUGAGGCAAGCCAAAGAAAGAAAAGCACCUGAAAUCAACAGAGGCUAUUAUGCUCGUGUUCAGGGUGUCAGUUAUCUGCUUGAGGCUUUCCUGAAGAAGACCGAGUGCAACUGUCAGAUUGUUAAUCUUGGUGCUGGCAUGGAUACCUUGUUCUGGAGAUUAAAGGAUGAAAAUCUUCUCCCUAGAAAAUACUUCGAAGUGGAUUUUCCAAUGAUAGUUGCAAGAAAAAUACAUAACAUAAAAUCAAAACCUCCCCUGUCAAAACCAAUCAUAGAAACCCAUUCAGGGGACUCUCUUCUAAUAGAUUCCCACAGCUUAGACUCCAGCCGAUACUCCAUAGUGGGAGCAGAUCUUCGCUUCUCAUCGGAUCUAGAGGAAAAGCUAAAGAAACACAAACUGGAUGUACAUUUGCCAACACUUCUGGUAGCAGAGUGUGUGCUGGUUUACAUGACUCCACAACAAUCUGCAAAUCUUUUACAGUGGGCGGCGAGCACUUUUCCAGUGGCGAUGUUUAUAAAUUAUGAGCAGGUGAACAUGGCAGAUCGGUUCGGACAGAUCAUGAUUGAGAACUUGCAGAGACGACAGUGUAACCUGGCUGGAGUGGAAGUCUGCAGAUCCUUAGAAUCUCAGAAGGAACGAUUGCUGUUAAAUGGAUGGGAAAAUGCACAUGCCAUUGAUAUGAUGAAAGUGUACAGCUUCUUGCCACAGGCUGAUGUCAAAAGAAUAGAAGAACUUGAAUUCUUGGAUGAAAAAGAACUCUUUGAACAACUAAUGCAGCACUACUGCAUCUGCUGGGCCUCAAAAGACAACAGUAAUCUGGGUCUUGCAGACAUCACCUUCUGAUGUACUUGCUCAAGGGAAGCCGUGGGUCCAGAAGCCACAGCUGCUGCCUUCUUCUUGAGACAAGGUCACAGAAAUGAUGGGGCUGUGCAUGUGCCGAGUUCAGUCUGCUCAUCUGUGUAAGCAGUGCCAGUGAAGAAGGUGACGGGUGCUGCUGAUGUUGACUGUCCUGUUGGCUUUUGGUAGUUUGAAUUUUUUUGCCCAUUUUAAGCAGCUGUUAUGAAGCAAGAUUCGCCUCUCAUUCCUGGAUAUGUGUAUAAUGACAGGCUUUUGUAAGAUGACUAAUUCCUGUUUAAAGGCUCACCUUCCUCAGUUUAAAACUGUGAGUGUUCUUGGAUUAUAUUCUCCACUUUCAUCUCCUUGUGGAUGUGUAAACUGUAUUUGUGAUAGGAAGCUGGAAAAAUAUGUUGAACUGCAUUAGUGGAUUUCUCUUUGCACUGUGCACUGCUGAUCAUGAAGGUUAGUUUUUGUUAAUUUUCUUUCUGUUUGGGUUUAACUCUUAGGAAGUGUCACCCUGUAAGCUUUCUCCAGGCUUUUACUAUUGCUACAAGGCUGUCACUAUGCUUGGUCUGCCCCUUAUUGGGAAGAGUGAAAGAAGGAAAGGGUCCAUGAUUAAAUUAGACUUUAUUUAGCUGGGAAGGGCUCAGCUUGGCAGUUCAGCACGGGGAUGGUUGUGGUGAGAAAGGAAGUAAACUAUACUUGCACUCCUGGCAGUAUUUUUACAGCAGUCUCUUUUUUUCUUUCCCCUUAAAAGAAAUGAGCAAAAUCCAUUUAGUAACAAAAACCCCUAACCCACCUUCCUACUGUUUGGAAUUGAAUCCUGCAACCUUCUGAGAAGAAUAAUAAUAAAUGUUUAAUAUUUAUAA